Mytilus trossulus (common blue mussel) is the source of this 2293-nucleotide messenger RNA. RefSeq lists its product as uncharacterized. The transcript is spliced from 7 exons. Lineage: Eukaryota; Metazoa; Mollusca; Bivalvia; Mytilida; Mytilidae. Bases 4 to 789 code for a protein of 261 amino acids. The record is from RefSeq and is a predicted model, not a curated record.
ACAAUGAAAGUUGAUACAAACAAUGUACUGAGAUUUUCAUAUAAAAAGAAUAACUUGAGGUUGCCCCAGUUUAAAUCAUUACAGGUGGAUGGAUCUUCAGUGAAGAAUUUAGAAGACAAACUGAAAAUUUCUUCUACUGUUUACUUUUGUAGAAAUACAGAUGCUUGGGAAGUCUGCACAGAAGAUUUGGGAGAUUCAAGAGGACCUUCAUCUUAUGGUCCUGCUAGGAGAGUAGCUGAAAAGAAAUUCUAUAUUGUUAUUGGUACACAAGAUCCUAAAGCAGCAGUAUACAUUCAGAAGUUUGCUGUUUACAUAGCCAACCUGUUCUUUCUGACAUCUGAUACACCAGCUGUAGUUAUAAAGGAUGAUGAGCUUGAGAAUGAUCAGAUAGAAAAUUAUAAUUUGAUAAUUAUUGGAUCACCAAAACAGAAUUCAAGGACAGAGAUGUACCUUAAGAAAAUACCUGUAAAGGUCCAAGAUUCUUCAUUUUCAUUAUCAAAAUGUAAAUUCAGUCAUCCUCGAUCAGGCCUUCUUACAUUAGCACCGAACAGUAAAGACAAUCUAGCAUUGAUAUUGAUGUCAAACUCUUAUGAAGGAUUGUAUGAUGUCAUAUCACUGGCAACGCCCACUAUACCACCUAUGACAAGGUCACCUUUUUCUAACCUGCUGCCAGAUUAUGUAGUGACUGGUCCAGAGUAUGGUCUGAAAGGUCCUGGUGGAUUUUUGUGCACUGGAUUUUGGGGGAACAGUUGGGAGUACAGAACGGACAUUUCAUCUUGUGUUUGUUAAUACUUACUUAUUUUAGGAUGGUGGUGGGUCAUUUACUGUUCCAUUAAUAGAUAAUUAGUUGUGAUUUUUAUCCUCAUUAAGAAAUGUAUUAUAUAUGAUAAAUUUAAUCUUUCUCCAAUUUGUUUGAUCAAACCAGUUUAAGUUUUUGUUCUAAAGAUAUCAUGGAAUUUGCCAAGCCUAUAUAUAGGAUCAGGGGGUAUCAUUGUGUGGGCCAUUUUCUUUUUUAAUAAUUCAGAAAGAUUUAUAUUAUUGUAAUGAAAUCCAUUUUUCAAACAUUUCAGCCACUAUCCAUCUUUUUUCCCCUUUUCUUUUUCAUCCAAAGUCAUCUUUCACAAAUCAAGAAUAAAUUUUAUAUUUGGAUCCUUGUUAAUAUAAUCCUCAUAUUGCCUUUCUUCAUUUUUCAAUUGUCCUGUUUAUUGACCUUUUUAAUUUUUUCAUUGACAUUGAAUAUUUUAACUUUCAGAGUAUUUUGUGUUUUGUAGGUUUGAUACAUACUUUUAUUUCUAAGCACAGCAAGCUUUUUUUUAUUACAUUUAUACAUUUUUUUGGCAUUAUCAAGCUUCAAUUUAUAGGAGAAAUAAUUUCACCAGAAAAUAGAGAAUGGAAACGAGAAAUACACGUACAAGUUAUGAUUAUCACUUGUAAAUUGUUGUGUAGUCAAAUAUUUUCUAGUCCAGUUUUUGAUUUGUGUUUGUAUAUAUACAUCAUGGUUUUCAGUGCCAUCAUCAUGUAUAUAAGCUCUGUCUAUUUUUAAAUUUUUUUCCUCCUAGAUUGAAAAAAGUAAAAGUUUCGAUAGUUGAUUUAAACAUAUUGUUAAUGGAUGUAGGGGAAGGGGUUGCAACAGAGCAUACAAAUAGCAAAUUUUACAGGAUAUCUACAGGAUUGUCUGACAAAACCCUACCCCUUCAGCAGUUACUACUACACUUAACUAUAUUUGGACAUUUUAAGAGUGUAGAGUCUCGAUUUAUAUCCUCCCUAAUACUUUAAGAAUAUAUAUUGAAUGAUCUGAAUUGGGUUAUAGCAUUUAGUUUUUAUGCCCCACCUACGAUAGUAGAGGGGCAUUAUGUUUUCUGGUCUGUGCGUUCGUUCCUCCGUCCGUCUGUUCGUUCGUCCGUCUGUUACACUUCAGGUUAAAGUUUUUGGUCAAGGUAGUUUUUGAUGAAGUUGAAGUCCAAUCAACUUGAAACUUAGUAUACAUGUUCCCUUUGAUAAGAUCAUUCUAAUUUGAAUGCCAAAUUAGAGAAUUUAUUCCAAUUUCACGGUCCAGUAAACAUAGAAAAUGAUAGUGUGAGUGGGGCAUCCGUGUACUGUGGACACAUUCUUGUUACUGUUGUCUCAAAGUUGAUGUCAUUUUACUAAAUAUAGUUCAGAUUGCUUUUUUUAUUCAAUAAUUUAUUUAGAGGGACAAAUUUGUAUUGAUAACUGAUUAAGAUUAUUAGAUGAUGAAAUCAAAUGAUUAUUGUGAAUGUGUUAAUUUUCUUGAUUAUGUUAAUUUGUGAUAUUA